AUGUCGCGCGUCCUCGUCGCCCUCGUUCGGCCUCUUUUCCUCCUCUUGGCGCUUUGCUUCACGUCCUGGAGCGUGGACGUUCCACUUGAAAGGGGAUUUGAAGUCACUGCUAAUCUCCACUCGGACUUUGCCCAGCACUACUAUCGACUAUUCACGCGAGGCGGCGACGUCGCGUCACUGGGACACGUGCGCUCGGAUGCGCUGCCUCGUGAGCUGCAGCAGACGCUUCGUCGCUAUUCGCUGGUCUUCAGCGACUUGCCCGGGCUCUUGCAACGCGCGAUUCUAUGGGAUGCUGGCUACGUCCUUACGUCGACGCACUCGCUCGUGAAGGUUUACACGCGCUGUGGCCGCUCAAUGGCCGAGCUGGUCGUCCCGCCGAAAGCAGUGGAGCGCUUGAAGUGUCCCGUUCGCGAGUGCGUUUUACCGGACGGAAGGGUCUUUCACCGGUCUUUAGAUUGCAAGGCGUCGCAGCUUUUACGAGCUGUGCAGUGUGCAGUUGACGUCGCUCAAGACGUGUCGCCACCUGCGUAUGCAGCUGCAUGGGGAGACGGCAUCGACUUGGACACGGUGCCGGAAGUGACGGUGCUACGUCAUGUAGCUACUGCCAACGACAAUGGCACGUCGCAGUUGAUCUUUGCACUGCAUACGACCAAGCACGAAGUGGCUUUGACGCAGUGUCCACUCACGCCGGCCAUGGUCAUCCCUUGUGCACCGUACACUAUCGAGAAUCAAUCGAGAUUCUGUCCACCAAGACCUGGGGAGGUCGCGUCCGUAUGGCUUGCCAGGUUUGCAGCAGACGAGAAAGAAGACAAGACGUGGCUGCUCGUGCCGUUGUGUAUUGUCACGUUCAUGACGUUCACCACCGUCGCAGUGUAUCGCUACAAGUCGGCGUUGCGUCACGAAGCACAGCGAGAAGUGGAUCUCUUUAUGCGAGAAAACCAGCAUCUGUUUGACAAUGGCGCAGUGGAAGCGUUCCUGGUUCCGAAACGUACGACAAGAGACGAACGCUCACGUUCUGCAGGAAAGGGUCAUCAGCAGUUGCUGUCUCGCUCCUCUUCAUGCAGUCGAAACAGUGAUAGCAGUGCUUCUAGCUCUCGAUCUUCAGCUGAUGCAUCCGAGAUGCCUCGAAGCUUUGACGAUGGGCUCCAGAAUGCCGAAGCCUUUGAGCACUUUGACGCCACCAUUGGGUUGUCAGCGUCUGCGUUCGAUCCGUUGCUAGCAUCGAGCGCUCAGCUUGAGCCGCUGCAAAUUGAAUCGGACAAGAGUCUUCAAGACGUUGAAAGCAGGAACGAGUUGGUGGCACGAAAGAACGAGCUGGUCAUCCGGAGCUUCCGCUUGUUCGAGUCACAUCGUAAGAUCCGUCGCUUGCGACUUCCGCUUGGAGAUCUGCAACUAUUACGACCGUUAUCACGAGGCGCAACUGGAGAAGUCUGGCUGGCACUCCGCAGCAACACGCAAGUGGCGAUCAAGCAGCUCGUACCUGAAAAGCGUCGAGUACUGCAUGAAAUCGAGAUGUUUCUCGCCGAGAUCUACCUCAUGGUGCAGCUGAAACACCCGCACAUUGUGACGCUGAAUGGCAUUGCUUGGAACACACUCGAGCACGUGGUCAUGGUCCAAGAGCACAUGGAAGGCGGUGAUCUACAGCAGUUCUUGGCCAAACAACUGGCUAACAACAGCACGUCAAUUAGCUUUGGCAAUGCACUUGGGAGGCGGUCAGGUUCCGUAUUACCACAAGUCGAUGAAGCUGCUGCGGGUGCUGCCACGUCUUCCGGGUCUUUCGGUGGUGGCAAUGUUGCUGGAGCUGGACUCGGUACUUUGGCUGGGGGCAUGCUACACUCGACGCAUUCAAACCACUUUACGUGGUCGAAGCAAAAGCUGGCUAUUGCUCAAGCGGUCACAAGUGCAUUGACGUACUUGCAUGCCCUGACACCAAAGGUCCUCCAUCGCGACGUCAAGUCCCGCAAUGUGCUUCUCUCGUCUUCCCUCGACGCGAAGCUGUGCGACUUUGGCAUCAGUCGACGCAAGUGCAUGGGCAACGAGGACGGAAAGACGAAUGUCACUGCGACCGCUGCAGCUGGCACGUUAUCGUGGACUGCACCUGAAUUGCUGCUAGGCGAAGAGUACUCGGAGAAGGUGGACAUUUAUUCUCUUGGCGUGCUCCUGAGCGAGCUGGACACGUGCACGUUGCCGUACCAUGACUUAGCUUCCCUAGCUGAGCGACUGGUACAACAUCCGUUACGCUUGAUGCGUCGCAUCAUUGACGACGGUCUUCGUCCCCAACUCUCGGCGGACUGUCCAGUGCCAAUCACGCAUUUGAUUGCAGCGUGUGUGGCGCGCAAUCCAAAGCAGCGACCUCAUGCAGCUGACGUGGGUGCCUGGCUUGCCAGUGCUCGUGGAGAGAGACUGCUUUGUACUCGCACGAGUGUACUGAUCCCUUGA
This is a messenger RNA of Peronospora matthiolae, 2439 nucleotides long. The record is from the annotation of a GenBank genome assembly. Lineage: Eukaryota; Oomycota; Peronosporomycetes; Peronosporales; Peronosporaceae.